GAGGCAGAAAGCGCGCUGCCGGUGUGUCGCCUCCACGCUUCGUUGCUGGUGCCCGCUGUUCUCUUCAAAGUUUUCAAUGAGUGCAAGUCUUGCUCUUGGAUAAUGGUUACCUCUUGCGUUGCCUACGGAUGCACAAACAGGCUGAAGAAAGGUUGUGGCCUCACAUUUCACCUGUUUCCAAAGAAUGCAGAAGUUCGGAGUCUUUGGGAGCGGGCAGUUCGCCGUGAAGGGUGGCGCGCUAAGGAUGGAGACCGCCUGUGCUCUGUACAUUUCACUCCUGAGUGCUUUGACCACACUGGGCAAACGACGCGACUGCGGGUGGGAAGUGUGCCCACGUCGUUUCCAGCUUUUCCGCCUCAUCUGCAGAAACCUGUCAAACAGAAGCGUCCCGACCCCAAGUCUCGAGAUUUCCCGGCCCCGCUUGGUCCUGAGUGUUCUGGGUUGUGCGACCUGCCUGGAGCUGAAAAUUUUCCUGAAGACUCGCCAACCAAACAGUUCUACAAAGACAAGGUCCUUUCCUCACAAGAAGAGAUAACCCAGUUGAAGAAGAAGGUCAAAACACUGCAACAAACUAAACGAAGGCUGGCCAAGAGAAAUGAAACUGCCCAAGAAAUCAUCAAAGAAAUCAGAGAGCGAAAACUCUUGUCAGAAGAAGGCUCGCAUGUGUUUUCAUCUGUUUUCUCGGAUGACAUUCAGCAACUACUGUGCAGGGUGGGCAAUGAGCAGAAGGGCAAGUACCCACCUGAGCUGCGAGCAUUUGCACUGACUUUGCAUUUUUAGUCCAGCCGCGUACGAGUAUGUACGAUCCAAGUUCAACGAAGCCCUCCCAUCCCAGCGAACACUAAGGGGCUGGUACAAGUCUCCCCGCACUGCUCGUUUCGGCUAUACUGUUCGCAUAUAUUUUUAAUGUUUGUGUGAUUGUGUUCUUCCAUUUUCGAGUUUCUCAAAGCGUUUCCGUAGGCCAUUUCGCCACCAAAAAGCAAAGAAUAAAUGCUUACAACCUGACA
This is a messenger RNA of Rhipicephalus microplus (southern cattle tick), 1007 nucleotides long. RefSeq names its product THAP domain-containing protein 1-like. NCBI's taxonomy places the organism in Eukaryota, Metazoa, Arthropoda, Arachnida, Ixodida, Ixodidae. The record is from RefSeq and is a predicted model, not a curated record.